Messenger RNA from Brienomyrus brachyistius, 519 nucleotides. Its product is annotated as izumo sperm-egg fusion protein 1-like. Bases 25 to 519 code for a protein of 164 amino acids. The transcript is spliced from 6 exons. Gene Ontology annotation, biological process: fusion of sperm to egg plasma membrane involved in single fertilization; sperm-egg recognition; heterotypic cell-cell adhesion. Gene Ontology annotation, cellular component: plasma membrane; acrosomal membrane. NCBI's taxonomy places the organism in Eukaryota, Metazoa, Chordata, Actinopteri, Osteoglossiformes, Mormyridae. The record is from RefSeq and is a predicted model, not a curated record. Gene Ontology annotation, molecular function: signaling receptor binding; protein binding involved in heterotypic cell-cell adhesion.
UGUUGGUUGCUGAUCUUUGUUGUAAUGGCUCCAACUGUACUCGUCUGGCUCUGCCUUUUGCAUUGCUGCCUUCCCUUUGCCCACACCUGCCUGCAGUGUGAUCCGCUGGUGCAAGAAUUAAACAAUAACGUUUUAAAAGCAUUCUCCAAUGCAUCAGUGGAUACUGAUGAAAUUAUGCGCUACGUAAAUUACUUCUUUGCAAAGACCAGCAGAUACUCCUAUGGAGUAAUAGAUGCCACCACACUGUCGAAAGCGAGUGAGGAGUAUCGGGCAGAGAUUUCCAUGCUUCUGCGUGACGUUUCUCUCCAUGUUGAACAAGAAGGAAGGAAUGUCAUCAGUGACAUGCUAGACAAAGGGAAUAGAAUUCUACAAGAACAUCUGGAAACCUUUGUCCAUACAGGUCUUUGCCCAAACAGUUGCGGGUUGCUAAAUCAGAGAGUCAUAAACUGUGAGACCUGUGCCUCUCAGAUACGCACCUGCCCCUCUCCACUCGGCCGGGAUACCUGUGGCACAGGGUAG